UGCUGAGAACCGCCCUGUGAAGACUCUUGCUGAGAACCCUGGGAAGACUCUUGCUGAGAACCCUGUGAAGACUCUUGUUGAGAACCCUGCAAAGACUCUUGUUGAGAACCCUGCAAAGACUCUCGUGGAGAAACCUAUGAAGACACUCGUUGAGACCCCUGUUGUGACUCUCAUUGAGACUCCGGCUGAGACAUCUCCUAAGACUCUAACUGAUGACAAGACUGCUGUUGACCCCAGAACUAUUUUGGGAAAUCAGGCUGAAGAAAGAAGUACUUCAUCAGUUGUUGCCUCUACAACUCAGCGUGAUGACUUAGAGGAAGGAGAGCUAACUGACCAUCAGACGCAAUUGGGUGCUGUCAUUGUUUCAAGAAAUGUAGAGUCUGUUGAUGAUCGAUGUCCGCCAUGGCAACAGUCUACUUCAUCAGUCGGUGAUAGACUCAGAUUUUUGUUUCAGAAUAAUGAGUUUUCAGAUUGCUCUGUUACUGCUGGUGUUGUUGGAAAGCAAAAAACAUUUGCUUGCCACAAAGUAAUACUAUCAAUGACGAGUUCGAAACUUAAAUCAAUUCUAAUGCAUAGUAAUCAUGUGAACCUGAACUUAACCCAGGAGGUUUUUGAAGUUUUACUGCAGUACAUGUAUUUAGACUCUUUUAAGCUAUCUUCUGUGGAAGCAGCUUGUGAGGUUUAUAAAGCUGCUCUUCAGUAUGAUGUUCCACAUCUACUGAAGUUAACCAGAGACUUCAUGUUAAAAAAUCUAAGCCCAGAUAAUAUUUGGACUGCUUUCGACUUAGCUGUGGAGUGUGAUGAUAGGCAGCUGAAGGCUGGGUGUAGUUCAUCCCUUGCAGAAAAUCCAUCUUCCUGGAAUUACUUAAGUGAUGUGAAAAGAACACUUCUUCUAUUUGUAUUAGAUCUGAAAACAGUAAAUAUACAGGAAAUCACUGUACUGAAAGCCGUGGAUGAAUGGGCAAUGCAGCAAUGCAUCCAUUUAGACAUUGAGCCAAACCUUUUUAACAAACGACAAAUUGUUGGCCCUGAGAUCAUGUCAAAAAUACGGUUUCUGGCCAUCACACCACAAGACUUUGUCACAUACUGUGAAUCUCGAAAGUCAUUCCUCAAUACAGAAGAAAUGUUUGCCAUACUUUGCUGGCUAACUAUUCCAAAGAGCCAAAAUCUCCCUGAUUGGGUGUGCCCCUUAUCAAUUUCAAGAGGGACAUCAAAGGCCUUCAGAUUAAAAAGAAGAAAAAACUUUUCGUUUGCUGUUCAGCAAAAUAGUUAUUUUACUGAAGCAUAUGCCCUCACUGGCCCAGCCAUGAAUUAUCAUGUAGGGGCUAAACAAUUUACAACUUUGCUUAAAGUUAGCAAACCAAUUGUACUUCAGGGUAUACAAGUACCUGCCCUAUGGUAUCCGCCCUUCCACCAGGAGCAAAACCGAACAUAUGAAGAAAUUUAUGAAAUUGAGAUUAUAGACAGUGAAAAUAAUUUACUCACAACUGCUACUGUAGUUUUAGAUGUGCAAUUUGCUUCAGUAGUGGACAUCGUGUUCAAAGAAGCUGUAACUCUUGACAGUUCUGUAGACUACAAAAUUAACAUAAGGACGUCAAAAAUGUACUUCCUCACCAAGGAAUUUCGUACCGCCGAGAUGGCCGAAAAGGUCAAAUUUACGUUUCAGGACAAAGUAAUUAUUCCUGAUAAAAGCUGCAGAAAUGAAGCUUUACAGAAUACCAUGCAUUGUGGCUUCAUUUUGCAAAUCGUGUUUUCUGUUUUUCUCUAAAGUGUAGAAUUAGUAUUUUGUUUUAGUGUUUGUAUGUUUAGGUCCCUUAGUUGUUCUUAUUUAUUUAUUUUUUGUGGGGACUUGCUGAAUAAGUAAUCCAAGUAUUCAUGAACAGUUUUUUUUUUUCUCUUGUAACAUGACCAUACAAAUAAUGUUAUGAGCUCGCAACCAUUUAUGCACAUGAUAAGUAAAAUGAAACAAUGUCCUGUAUAAUAUGAUAAGUCAAAAUGGCACCCAUUUAAGCAACUACUUACAGGAUUGUGGCAAGAGCGACCGUAUUUUAUAUAAGUCGUGACACUUUGGUUUAGCAAAGUGCCAUAGAAUCCUUAUGCAACAUUUUCUUAGCUUCAUGAUUCUUUGGUCCCUCUUAGGCAUAUUUAUUAUGUACAGUUUGUAAUUUAUUUGUCAAAGUCUACCUAGGUGGGAAACCACGUAAGAUUUCCAAAACACCAUUUUUAAAAAUUAAAUGUACUAGCUACUUAAUAUCUACUGGGUACUAACAAGGUGUUUAGCCCUAAUUCAUGAUUGAUGUAAGCAGCAUGUUGCAUACUACACGCAGAAUGGCAAUGCUCUCAGCUUGAGAGGGGACGGCUUUAUUCCAAGAAACCAUGUGUCAGUAGCACAUUCCAGAGAAGUUACAACCUUAGUUGUGGUUGCAUUGAGUUAUGGAGGGAUUUUUGAUGGGAGGUUCUGCCUGUAAUUAACAGCAAAUGACAAACUUAUGCAGCCAUAUUAAAGCUAUGUAAAAGGGUAGAUAAGACAAGUAUUAAUAAAAUGCUGCUCAAAAUUGUUA
This is a messenger RNA of Frankliniella occidentalis (western flower thrips), 2561 nucleotides long. RefSeq lists its product as uncharacterized. Gene Ontology annotation, cellular component: cytosol; P-body. Bases 137 to 1768 code for a protein of 543 amino acids. Gene Ontology annotation, biological process: neurogenesis. The record is from RefSeq and is a predicted model, not a curated record. NCBI's taxonomy places the organism in Eukaryota, Metazoa, Arthropoda, Insecta, Thysanoptera, Thripidae. The transcript has 6 exons. Gene Ontology annotation, molecular function: protein binding.